AUGGGAAAGGAAACUGUUCAACCUGACCAGAACCAUGUGUCUGGUCAGUCCAAUAAGUCAUUGUCGCGGCCAGCUCAUGCCCUCACCUGUCAACAGCUUGCAGAGGAGCUCAACGCAGAUCCUUUGAAUGGGUUGUCUGCUGAUGAUGCUAAGCGACGGCUCGAGGAGUUUGGCAAAAAUGACCUGGGAGAGGCUGAGGGUGUCCAGCCUCUCAAGAUUGUUAUGGCACAGAUCGCUAAUGCCAUGACCCUGGUCCUCAUCCUGGCGAUGGCCGUUAGUUUUGGAAUCAAGUCAUACAUCGAAGGGGGUGUCAUCACCUUCGUGAUCCUCCUGAACGUCGUCGUUGGCUUCUUCCAGGAGUACUCUGCCGAAAAGACGAUGGAUUCGUUGCGCUCUCUCUCGUCUCCUACCGCCAGCAUUGUACGCGAUGGCGAGUCUAUGGUUGUACCCUCUGGCGAGAUUGUUCCUGGCGACUUGGUCGAGAUCAAGACUGGUGAUACGAUACCCGCUGAUGUUAGACUGAUUGAGGCUGCCAACUUCGAGACCGACGAGGCUCUCCUUACAGGCGAAUCGCUCCCUGUCCGUAAGAACGAGUCAGAAACAUUUGAGGACAACACCGGGCCAGGUGACCGAAUCAAUGUCGCCUACAGCUCGUCCAAUGUGACAAAGGGCCGGGCGAAAGGCAUCGUCUUCGCCACUGGUGUGUAUACCGAGAUUGGCGCCAUUGCCUCGGCAUUGAACAAGAAAGACUCCAAAGUCCGCCCUGUCAAGCGCAAGCCCGAUGGUUCAGCUAAGCCUCACCGAUAUUUGGAAGCAUACACUCUUACGUUUACCGACGCUGUCGGCCGCUUUUUGGGUGUCAAUGUUGGCACCCCUCUGCAAAAAAAGCUGUCGAAACUUGCUAUUUUACUUUUUGGAAUUGCUAUUAUCUGUGCAAUUAUUGUUCUCGGAUCAAAUGACUUCGACUCGCGUCAGGAGGUCAUCAUCUAUGCGGUAGCUACUGGCCUAUCCAUGAUUCCUGCCAGUCUGGUUGUUGUCCUCACAAUUACUAUGGCUGCUGGCACCAAACGCAUGGUCAAGAGGAAUGUGAUUGUUCGAAAUCUCAAGUCACUCGAGGCUCUCGGGGCUGUGACAGACAUCUGUUCUGACAAAACGGGAACCCUCACGCAAGGCAAAAUGCUUGCCCGUGGUGCCUGGCUUCCCGGCUUCGGCACCUUGACUAUCGAGAGCUCUUCGCCGUUCGAUCCCUCAAUCGGCGAUAUCCGCUUGGACAACCGCCCUCCCGGCGAUCUCGAUUUUAAAAAGGGGGGCGACACCUGUGGACAGAUCUUGAAGGUCGAAGCACUCUUCCAGCGAAGCAGCAGUAAAAUGAAGGAUUUCCUGAACGUGGCUUCGUUGGCAAACCUGGCCACCAUCGUCGAAAAGGACGGCCAGUGGCAUGCUCGUGGAGACCCGACCGAGAUUGCCAUUCAGGUCUUUGCGUCCCGAUUCAACUGGAACCGUCUGCGGCUGAGUGGUGAAAAUGGCGAGUGGUCCGAAGUUGCUGAGCUCCCCUUCGAUUCAGACGUCAAACGUAUGUCUGUGAUUAUGAAGCACGCUUCAGAUGGGUACUUUGUCUACACUAAGGGAGCAGUUGAGCGCGUGAUUGAUACCUGCACGCAAUAUGCUCCCCACGACUCGGACGAGUUGGUCGAAAUGACUCAAGACUUCAAGGAGGAAAUUCUUCGCAAUAUGGCUGCCCUCGCCAGCAUGGGCUUGCGCGUACUUGCGUUGGCUAGCAAACCCUACACUUCCGGGAAACCUGUAAAAAAUGAAGAGAUGGAGCGCGCUUCGGUCGAGUCUAAUCUGAUAUUCCGCGGCCUGAUCGGUUUGUACGACCCGCCUCGACCCGAGUCCGCCGUUGCCGUGCGCCAAUGCCACGAGGCUGGUAUAUCUGUUCACAUGUUAACCGGCGACCACCCUGAGACCGCCAAGGCAAUUGCUAUCGAAGUUGGGAUUCUUCCCUCGAAGAUGGAUCUCAUAGCCCGCGACGUGGCUAGCGCUAUGGUCAUGACUGCUACGCAAUUCGAUGGCCUGAGCGAUGAGGAAGUCGACCAGCUGCCGGUGCUGCCGCUUGUCAUUGCCCGCUGUGCGCCGAGCACAAAAGUUCGCAUGAUUGAGGCUCUACACAGGAGGAAGAAGUUUUGCGCGAUGGUAACCGAAACUGGAGACGGCGUAAACGACUCGCCUUCGCUUCGACGUGCCGACGUGGGUAUAGCGAUGGGUCAGUCUGGCUCUGACGUCGCAAAAGACGCCUCCGAUAUUGUUCUGACGGACGACAACUUUGCGUCCAUCGUUUCUGCAAUUGAAGAAGGCCGUCGUAUUUUCGACAACAUCCAGAAGUUUGUUUUGCAUGUCCUGGCCGAGAAUAUUGCCCAAGCUGGCACACUACUCGUCGGCCUUGCAUUCAAGGACGCCCGUGGCCUCUCUGUCUUCCCGCUCGCCCCCGUGGAGAUUGUAUGGAUCAUCAUGGCAACCUCGGGUAUGCCCGACAUGGGCCUGGGCUUCGAGCGUGCUGUGCCCGACAUUAUGCGCCGCCCGCCCCAGUCUCUCAAGACAGGGAUUUUCACGGCUGAAUUCCUCAUCGACAUGGUCGUCUAUGGCCUCUGGAUUGCUGCCCUGUGCCUUGGUAGCUUCACCUUGGUUGUAUAUGGUUUUGGCACUGGUGACCUAGGAUCCGGUUGUAAUGAAAGUUACAGCGAGAGCUGUGACCUAGUAUUCCACGCUCGCGCGACGACAUUUGCGUGCCUCACCUGGUUUGCUUUAUUUUUGGCCUGGGAAAUGAUCGACAUGCGCCGUUCCUUUUUCCGCAUGCAGCCGGGCUCCAACAAGUAUUUCACCCAGUGGAUCCACGACAUCUGGCGAAAUCAAUUCUUGUUCUGGGCUAUCAUGGUUGGCUUCGUCACCUUAUUCCCUCUCCUCUACAUUCCCGUUAUCAACACCGUUGUUUUCAAACAUAAAGGCAUCACUUGGGAGUGGGGCAUUGUUUUUAUUGCCGCUGGUUUGUUCUUCUGUGGGGUUGAAACCUGGAAGUUUGGGAAAAGAAUUUUCUUCCGUCGUCAGUCACGGAAGCGCUUGGGUGUCGCCUUCAAGGAUAUGGACGUUGAAGAACGCGUCUUCGGCGAAUUUCUCAAAGGGGUCACCGAGCAGACCGAGCAGGACCGCUGA
Molecule: messenger RNA, 3207 nt
Organism: Diaporthe amygdali
Lineage: Eukaryota; Fungi; Ascomycota; Sordariomycetes; Diaporthales; Diaporthaceae
Exons: 4
Coding region: 1-3207 (1068 amino acids)
Biological process (GO): calcium ion transmembrane transport; intracellular calcium ion homeostasis
Cellular component (GO): plasma membrane
Molecular function (GO): P-type calcium transporter activity; ATP binding; ATP hydrolysis activity
Source: RefSeq, a predicted model, not a curated record